Folsomia candida is the source of this 1378-nucleotide messenger RNA. RefSeq lists its product as uncharacterized. The transcript is spliced from 2 exons. Bases 1 to 735 code for a protein of 244 amino acids. The record is from RefSeq and is a predicted model, not a curated record. Gene Ontology annotation, molecular function: protein binding. Lineage: Eukaryota; Metazoa; Arthropoda; Collembola; Entomobryomorpha; Isotomidae.
AUGUGCUCCUCCUCAACAACUCGCGUAUUUCGGUCAAACUUGAUACUAUUUUUUGCCACUAGCGUCAUAAUUUUCACGUCAGCUACCUCUUUAGUUGCCGAGUACUCCUCUGUCACCCUUCCCGUCACAUUGUACGGCUCGACCAUACAUUACGACGGACUCGACACGGUUUACCUCGUCGGAGGGACGCACAACGAAGAGCUGUCUGGUGACGUGAUUGCCUACUCAAUUUCCGCCGAUACCGUCCAGAUUGUCGGGGCGAUGCCCAACAUCGGAUUUUUUGGUAGUGUCCAACAAUUCGAAGAAGAUGGCAACGAGUUCUACUACUUUGGCGGAUACAGUGAUACAACGGGAGAUUUUUCUGUGGUGUACAAAAUCGAAAAGAUGGGGGAAGAGGAGUUGGAAAUUACGGAACUUGCCCAACUUCCGGUUGAUGUCAUGUACUCGACAAGCGUUGCGAUUAAUACGUCGACAGUUUUAAUCGUUGGGGGACAGGGGAUGGAAAACGGGCUACUUUUCUUUAAUUUGGACACGGAAACGGGAACUGUUGUGGAUGCAACGUUGCCAAUGGAACUGCCAUACGUUACCUCGACCCAGGUGGGAGAUGACUUCUAUAUUUUCGGAGAUACCCGACAAUCCUCGGACGGAGGAGAUGCAAUCCUGAUCUUGAACCUGGCCAGUAUGGAAACUUCCCUUCGGGACGUUCUGGGCUUCCCGGAUGUCGGAUAUUUUUGACCGAAAGUAGUACAUGACAAGAUAAAUGGGCAACUUUACGUGAUUGGUGGGUUCUCGGAUAAUGUGGGACAUGGGAUCGUUACCGUUCACCCGGAAACUUUUGAGGCAGAAUUUUUGGAAAUUGAGGGAUUUCCAAUUGCAGGGAAUACUUUCUUUUACGACGCCCCCGCCGCGGUGUAGAUAGGUAAAUUGGGGAGGAUUUACUUCUUUGGAGGGUUCUCACUCGAUAUGAGCACGGGGGAUGUUAAGUAUCAUGAUGAAAUUUGGUGGAUUGAUGUUGGGUCUGAGGGUGGGUCAACUACAACUGAGGUGUCAACUACAACUGAGACGUCAACUACAACUGAGGCGUCAACUACAAAUGAGGCGUCGACUACAAGUGAGGUGUCAACCAUGCUAACUAGUACAACAUCAACGACCACUGACACAACUUCAAAUCGUACAACAACUCGUGUAACUUCCAGUACGUCGGAUAGCUCGAGCACCGUUCUAUCCACGCCCACUACUACUGAUGCCCCUUCUUCCGCUAUGGGAUUAUUAGGACACGUUCAAAUGGUUAUCUUAGCAUUUACCGUCGUCAUUGUAAAACUAUAGAUUUGACUAAAAAGUUUGUAUAGAUAGUUGUCCAAAAAAAUAAAAAAGCUUG